UUCACAAUUUUCAUUACGAAGAAACCAAGCCAAGCCAAAACUCAUUUUCUACAGAGAGAAGAAAAAAAAAAACCAAAACCUUCCCCAAAACGCCGCGUUUUGAACCUUUCUUGUUCUUCUCUUCUCCUUCAAUGGCGACUAGUAAAACCUACUACGCUAGGCCGAACUACCGGUACCUCCCGACCGAUCACCACCAGCAGACACUGGGCGCCGACUCGGCAUUCGAACUCGACGAGUCCGACAUCUACAACUUUGCCCGGUCCAGCUCGCCGGAGUACCGGAAGCCGGCGAUGAGCUCCCGCGUCGUCUCCUCGGCGGCGUCCAAGAAGUCCGCCUCGUCCAAGCGCUCCGACGCCGGCGACCGGAACGGCGGGACGGCGGCUUCGCUGCCGGUGGGCAUUCCGGACUGGUCCAAGAUCCUGAGGGACGAGUACCGAGAAAACCGGCGGAGCGGCGACGACGACGACGACUUGGACGACGAGUGCUUCGACGGGAGCGUGCGGGUCCCGCCGCACGAGUUUUUGGCGAGGCAGAUGGCGAGGACGAGAAUCGCGUCGUUCUCGGUCCACGAAGGCGUGGGGAGGACGCUGAAGGGGAGGGAUCUCAGCCGGGUCAGAAAUGCAAUUUGGGAAAAAACCGGGUUCGAAGAUUAAUUAGCCGAAACAAGAACAAUUUUUUUCCUUUCUCAAUUUUAAAGAAAAAUGAAGAGUUCCAGGAGGGGGUAAUUUACGGAAAUUAUUGGGUAGAUUUUUUUUUUUUUUUUUGGUUUAAAUUAUGAAUUUCUUGUAUCUUUUUUCUAAAUUUGUUCACGUAUUUUGGUGACGGAUGCGAUCGAGAUGAUCUUUAUUUUGAUAUAUGUAAUGCAAUUCUAACAGAGACGAUUUCCUUGAAAUUUCUCAAGGUUUAA
Messenger RNA from Rosa chinensis, 907 nucleotides. RefSeq lists its product as uncharacterized. Bases 132 to 653 code for a protein of 173 amino acids. The record is from RefSeq and is a predicted model, not a curated record. The transcript has a single exon. Lineage: Eukaryota; Viridiplantae; Streptophyta; Magnoliopsida; Rosales; Rosaceae.